CUCAUAUCAGGAAGUAAGCUACAAAAUCCUGGCGUGCAUCUAAAAAAGUGUUCUCUGUUUACCUUUAGCUACCGCUUACGUAAGUUUGUUAGAAUUCUCAAAAGACCAAAUGAACAGACACGUAGAGGAUGAUUCAUAUGAGAUAGAGGAGCCAAGUGAUGAAGAAAGAGCUGAAGACAGCUCUGAGGAUGAGCUGGAAGUGCUCUUGAACGGGACCCCAGAUCAGAAGAAGAAACUCAUCCGAGAAUACCUCACUGGGGAGAGUGAGUCCUCCAGUGGGGAUGAGUUUGAGAAAGAGAUGGAGGCAGAGCUCAGCACCACCAUUAAAACUAUGGAGUGCAAAUGGGUGCCACCUACAGCAUCAGCAGGGGAGACUUCAGGUACCAAUGAUAAUGCUUCAACACCUGGGUUACCACAGCCAGAGCUUUAUGACAACGUUUAUUUUGACUCCGAUUCAGACGAGGAGGAAACAGCUCCAAGUAGUUCGUCAGGUCAGAGACGCAGGAAACAGCGAUCCAUCCCCACCAAUGAUGAACUACUGUACGACCCUGAUGAGGAUGACCGGGAUCAGGCAUGGGUGGACGCCAAGAGGAAGAGGUACAAUGAAAAGAGAAGAUUGCCAUCAUCACGGAACAGAAGAGGGCAGUCCCAGGGGCUUCCAAGCAGCGAUGCUGUCCUUAACUGUCCAGCAUGCAUGAUCACGCUGUGCCUCGACUGCCAAAGGCAUGACAAAUACAGGACUCAAUACAGAGCCAUGUUUGUCAUGAACUGCACCGUAAACAAAGAGGAGAUUUUACGGUACAAAACGCUCAAUGAGAAAAAUCUGAGGAACAGAAAGAGGAGGAAAGGGUGUCAACCAGAGCCAACAACAGCAAUGGAAGCCACAGAUUCAGGAGCGGUGUUGGGGAUGGGCGGAGAGAUCUACCAUCCUGUCCAGUGUACAGAGUGCUCCACUGAGGUGGCAGUGCUCGAUAAGGACGAGGUCUACCACUUUUUUAACAUCCUCGCCAGCCACUGCUAAAAUUACACUGUUGCUGUGACCUUUGUGAUAUCUCUGAUAAGACUUCUGUUGCCUGAAUGCACAUGCCAACAUAUUUUUGUGGUAUAAGACAGGUGUGUAUUAUCAUGUACAGUACCUGUACAGCCACUGUCCUCCAACAUUAUAUUAAGUUUACCCCUAUGGUAUUUGUAUUUUUCUUGGUAUUUAUAUAUUUUUUGUGUGCAACAAAUCUACUUAUUUUGUUUUUCUGAAGUUGGACCUGGCUACCACAGAUAUUUAGUCAUUAGUACAUAUUAAAAACAUUAACAUUUUA
This is a messenger RNA of Coregonus clupeaformis (lake whitefish), 1313 nucleotides long. RefSeq names its product E2F-associated phosphoprotein. The transcript is spliced from 6 exons. Gene Ontology annotation, biological process: positive regulation of cell population proliferation. The record is from RefSeq and is a predicted model, not a curated record. Bases 110 to 1021 code for a protein of 303 amino acids. Lineage: Eukaryota; Metazoa; Chordata; Actinopteri; Salmoniformes; Salmonidae. Gene Ontology annotation, cellular component: nucleus.